Molecule: messenger RNA, 4203 nt
Organism: Erythranthe guttata (spotted monkey flower)
Lineage: Eukaryota; Viridiplantae; Streptophyta; Magnoliopsida; Lamiales; Phrymaceae
Source: RefSeq, a predicted model, not a curated record
AUCUAAUUAAUUUUGAAUUCAACUUUGGUUAAUUAGUUAAAUUGAAAUAUUGGCAUUCUAAGAUCAAAUAGUGUAUUAAAUGAUUUUUCGUUUUUCAAUAUAUAUUUCUUGCCUCUUGGUAAUGAUUUUCAGCAUUUAAAUACGUAUCAAUAAUUGAUCUGCAUGUCCUACUUUUGAAUCUCACAACUCUCUCUCUCUCUCUCUCUCUCUCUCUCUCUCUCUCUCUCUCUUCUCUCUCUCUCUCUCACACACACACACACACAAACUCACACACUCAAGGAAUUGAAAGAAUGGAAGCAGCUCCGGUUGGAGCCGCCCUUGAAGUUUUAUUUCCAAGACUGAUCUCAGUUCUGGAGAAGCAGAUCGACCUCUUCCGAGAUUUCAAGAAAGACCUAAAAAAGCUAAGAAGUUCAAUCACCAUGAUUCAAAGUUUCUUGAUCGAUGCGGAGAACAAGCAAAUCACCAACGGAACCGUCAAACUCUGGUUGCAUAAGCUCGAAGGUGUCGCUUUCGAUGCCGAUAAUGUUUUGGAUGAGCUCGACUAUCAACAUCUCUCCGAAACAAUUCAUCAUCAUACCCAACACAAAAUCAAGAAAAAGGUACGAUUCUUCUUCCCACGCAAUAUUCGUCGUCUAAAAAUGGCACAUAAAAUCGAGGAUAUCAAUAAAAAUUUGAAAGAGAUCAACAAAGAGGCAAGCAACUAUGGCCUUCAAAACAUAGUGGCAGGAGCUGAUGGAUCACAAGGCCCAUCUGUUGGCAGAGAAACUGAUUCGUUCGGUAACGAUCCAAUUUUUCUUGGAAGAGAAAAUGACGUGUCCGAAAUUGUGAAGAUGAUGACUACUCCUCCAAAUGGUGAUCAUGUAUUCUCUAUCCUUCCGAUUGUCGGGAUGGGGGGGCUCGGAAAAUCAACGGUAGCUCGUGAAGUGUUUCAUCAUGAAACAAUAAAAACUCAUUUCGCUAACCGUUUUUGGGUGCACGUCUCUGAAAAUUUCGAUGUCGUGAUUCUUUUCAAAAAGAUUCUUACAUCCUUAACGGGAAAGAACAUUGAACUUGGAAAUAAACAAGCUCUUCUUGAAAAGCUUCAGAAAAAAUUGGGAACCGAAAGAUUUUUACUUGUGCUCGACGAUGUUUGGAACGAAAAUCGGAAAAAAUGGGAUGAUUUUAUUAAUUCCUUGCGAAAUAUUAGUUGUACUACAGGAAAUGGCAUCAUGGUUACUACGCGACUUGAAAAUGUUGCUUCAUUGGUGGCUACACUUGGUAUUCAUAAACUAAAAGACUUGUCAAAAGAUGCGUGUUGGUCCAUAGUUAAAGCAAAAGCCUUUCCACGAAGUAAUGUUGGAUCAGAAUUUAAUGCCAUUGGGGUAUCUAUUGCAAAAAGAUGCCAAGGUUUGCCGUUGGCGGCCAACGUGGUUGGGGGAUUUUUGCGUGGUAAAUCGAUUGAUGAGUGGCUCUCUAUUGAAAAGAAUUGGCUCUCAGAUUUAGGAGAUGAAAAUUUGGUCUCCAAUAUUUUGAAACUGAGUUUUAAUCACUUGUCGUCACCAUCACUCAAAAGGUGUUUUGCAUAUUGUUCCAUAUUUCCUAAAGGAUUUGAUUUGGAAAAGGAACAAUUGGUUGGGCUUUGGAUGGCAGAGGGAUUUCUCGGAGGUAAUGAUGAUAUGGAGAGCAUGGGCGGCAAAUUCUUUAAUCUUCUUUUACAAAACUCGUUGUUACAAUUUGGGAGAAGUGUCCGUGGACUCUAUACCGAUAUAACGUAUUACAACAUGCAUGAUCUUGUUCAUGAUCUAGCAUCCUCUAUUUUAAAUUCAAGGAUAAAUGAUCAAGUUCGGUACAUGGGUUUGCAAUCUAUUAGUGUUGAAUCGAGUGAUAUCCCAAACGAACAAGCAAGAUGUCUUCGUUCGUUACUGUUCAAUGGUGAAAUAUGUGCACGCAUGUUCUCAGAGUUCAAAUCGCUGCAUGUUCUAAUUCUGAUGAGUGAUGGUGGUGAAGAGUUGCCAAGUACUAUUAAAGAGCUAAUACAUUUGAGAUGUCUUGACAUUUCACGCACAAGAAUUAAAUGUUUACCGGACUCUGUUGGUGAACUCUAUCACUUGCAGACAUUAAGAGUAUGUAAUCUUUUGGAGAAGCUGCCAACAACAACGAGACACUUGGCUGGCUUAAGACAUCUCCACAUUCCUCGAAUAGAAUUACCCCCUGAAAUGGCAAGACUAACUUCUCUUCGAACACUACCGUACUUUGGAGUGGGCGAUGAAAAGGGUUGUGGAAUUGGUGAACUUAGGAGCUUGAAAAAUCUUGUAGGGGAACUAGAGAUUUAUAAUCUUGAAAAGGUGCAAAGCAAGGAAGAGGCUACGAGCGCAGAUUUAUUGCAUAAGCCAACCAUAUUCAAGUUAAAGCUUACGUGGGAUGAAGAUAGAAAAGGUGAAAAUAAUGAUGAAAUUGUUUUGGAAGGCCUCCAACCUCACCCUGAUUUAAAGAGCUUAAAAAUUUAUGGAUUCAGAGGAAGACGUUUUCCGCCAUGGUAUUGUAAUAUUUCUGGGCUUAAUAAAUUGAUGGAGAUAAAACUUGAAAGUUGCACGGAAUGCGAACAACUCCCAACGCUAGGACACUUGCCACAUCUCAAGAAUCUUUACCUGCAUAAUCUGGCUAAUGUGAAAUCCAUAGGUUCGUCAUUCUACGGAGUUGAUGACAACUGCGGCAGUACAUCAAGUAUCGGAGUUUCCAAGAGCACAUUAUUUAAUGUGUUUCCGGCUCUUGAAAGGCUCGAGUUGCGGGGAAUGUCAGAGCUGAGGGAGUGGUUAGAAGUAGAAUUGCCAAAUGGAGCCGAGAAUCAACUACCGGUUGUAUUUCCUUGCCUUGAAUACUUGAUGGUUGAUAGUUGCACGAAAUUGAAGAGUGCUCCGAGUCAUUUUCCAUGCCUUCAAGAAUUGGAGAUUUAUGGAAUGGACAGUGGAUUACCUCUGGCAAGUAUAUGUGGGAUGACAUUAAUCUCGCUGACAAGACUGAAAAUUAAUUCAAUCGAUGGAUUGAUGUGCCUCCCGGAUUGGCUAUUCCACAACAAUCGAAAUCUCAGGGAGUUGGAAAUACGAAGAUGUCCCAACUUAACGCAUCUAGUUUCCUGCUUCCGACGCAGCGGCACCUCUGUAAUCAGGGAGAUACAUGAAGAGAGUUGUUCGAAGCUCGGAGAAUUACCGGAUGAUGUACGCCACCUCAGUGCUCUUGAGGUAUUGAUUAUAGACGAUUGUCCGAAUAUGAGAGAAUUACCAUAUGAUCUACACAGCCUCAGUGCUCUUGAGAUACUUAGACUAGAAAGCUGCCCAAAUCUGAAGGCAAUACCAUAUCCACAUGAAUCACACGAUCGGCAAUUAUUACUAGGAUUGAGUUGCCUUCGCGAACUGAGUGUUAUUAGCUGCGAAGGGCUGGUCGAUUUGGAAAGAGAAAUGAUGGAGUCGUGUGAGUUGUCCCUCGAGGAUUUGCAUCUGCGGGGUUUAGGGAGUUUAAGGAUGGAUAUGGGAACGAUGAUUGGGUAUUGUUUGCAUAAAAUGCCCUGUCUAUCACGUUUGUCAAUUGUUGGUGUUCCGACAGCGACGCUGGUCAUUAAUUCCUCCUCGGAGAUUGGUUUGCCUCUUGGCUUCAGGAUACUGGAUGUAACCACGACGUGCGACCAGUCAGAUUCAGACUGGACGGAUAUUGUCGAUGCCGUCUUGAAAGCAUCAACCAAAUCUCUUCGUAAAUUAACAUUGCGGGGGACGGAGCGUAGCCGGGAUCUACCGGAUUCACUUCAACAUCUCACUGCUCUUUCUAGGCUGUGGUUAACUGGUUUUGGAGAGAUGGAAGCAUUGUCGGAUUGGCUUGGGAACAACAACAACUUGUCCUCAUCUCUACAGAGAUUAUUAAUAUCCCACUGUAGGAACUUUUGCCGUCUGCCGUCUAAGGAAGCCAUGCAACGCCUCACAAAAUUAACCGAGUUAGGCAUCUAUUAUUGUCCGCUGUUAAAUCUAAAACGGAGACGAGAUGGAGAUGACGACAAUGAUGAUGAUGAUGAUUCUGAGUGGCCCAAGAUUUCCCAUAUCCCCAAGGUCGAAGUGGUUAGCUAACGAAUGCCAACUAAUGCUCAGUGAAAUUUAAGUAUACUUAUUUUUCUACUUUGUCGAAUUUACCAUAUUUUAUUUCUUGAUUGAUGAUAUAUACAAACUCUUUUUGAUGGGA